CUGAUAAUCGAUUGCACACUUGUCAAUACGUGCAGCCUGAUCUUGGUGUAUCCUAAAACAUUGAAUUCAAUCCGAUUUAAGUCGACUCCAGACCCUCGAGUCUCCCAGCCUGAACAAACCCUCUCCACCACUCAUGAGCAUACAGCGCUCCAAGCCCAUCAGCAUCGCACGGUAUGGGAGAGCGAGGCACAAAGCGCACGAAUUGGACGACCUGUCUUGUCUACAACAGAGGACUGCAGAACCGAAUCAGAGUUUUAGCCCCAAUCUAGGUUUGCCAAGUCCUCCGGAGAGUCCGGACUCCACUCACCGGGUGUCCUGCAUUGGGAAUUACCUCUUACUUGAGCCGCUGGAGGGAGACCGUGUGUUCCGGGCCGUGCACUUACACAGCGGAGAAGAGCUGGUGUGCAAGGUGUUCGAUAUCAGCCAGUAUCAGGAGUCCUUAGCUGCCUACUUUGUUUUGGGAGCCCACCAGAACAUCAACCAAAUAGUGGAGAUCCUUCUCGGGGACACAAAGGCAUAUGUGUUCUUCGAGAGGAGCCAUAGCGACAUGCACACUUUCGUCCGCACUUGCAAAAAGCUGCGAGAAGAGGAGGCUGCCAGACUUUUCUAUCAGAUAGUAUCGGCUGUGGCACACUGCCAUGACAACGGCCUGGUGCUCCGAGACCUCAAGCUAAGAAAGUUCGUCUUUAAGAAUGAGGAAAGAAGUCUUGUUAAAUUGGAGAGUUUAGAAGACACUUACAUCCUGAAAGGAACCGAUGACUCUCUGUCAGACAAACACGGCUGUCCAGCGUACGUAAGCCCAGAGAUCCUCAACUCCAGCAGCAGCUACUCUGGAAAGGCAGCAGACGUGUGGAGUCUGGGCGUCAUGCUGUACACCAUCCUCAUCGGCCGUUACCCUUUUCACGAUGUGGAGCCCGGCUCGCUUUUUAGCAAGAUCAGACGAGGGCACUUCAGCAUCCCAGAGACGUUGACUCCCAAGGCACGCUGCCUGAUCCGCAGCAUCCUGCGACGUGAACCUGCCGAGCGUCUGACCUCGCGCGAGAUCCUGGAGCAUCCUUGGUUCCUGGCAGCCACCGGCCAGACUGGGAUUGUCCACGUCAGGGGAGAGCGUGAGGUGGACCAAACGGUGCCAGAGGCCAACAUGGAGGACGAGCUGGAGCAGUUCUUCAGCUGAGCAGCACAAACUUAAAAGACAUAUUGCCACGUGUUAUAGAUUACAGAACUCAUGCAAAGGUGUCUAUCUUCAUUUCCCAUUCCAUGGAGAAAACGGCAAAGGUCUGGCUUGAUGGUGUGGAACACCUUCAGAAAGAACUUUAUGUCAAUGUUCAGUAAUGUAGCAGGACUUACAACUAUUGAGUUCUUUUUUUAUUUUAAGUGGUGCUCAUGGGGUGUUGAAGUCAUAUUAAGCUAGAAAAACACAAUGGCACAGGAGACCUCAGCCACGGAGAACAAAACCAACAAGCAAACUGCAACCACUCCUUUUCUGAUUCAUCAAAGAAGACGUCUCCGCAUAUUAAACGUAAAAAUCAUUUUGUUGGAUGCAUCUGUAUUUAUUCUUUGUUUUAAAGUAGGUUACUUACAAUUCUGCUCUUUCAUAGCCUUAAAGGCAUAUACUAUAACAUGUAUUUGCCAGUUUGUAACUCUUCUUUACCACCUCUGCAGCCCUGCCAUGCACCCUUGUUUAUUUCCUUAACUUGCUGUUUUGUUACUUCUGUAAGACUGGAUUACAUAAAAUGUGAAUCAGUGAUUUUUCAGACGUAAAAAAACUAUGGCUGUUCUGACCUAAAGCUAAACAUUUUAAACAGCAACUGCCAAAAUCCUGGUUCUUCUGGCUCGUGCUGUCUGUGUUAGCAACAUUAUUUUGCCCAGUUUUUCAUUAGUCAUUGAACCUCUGAUAUUGGCCAUCAUGUCUGUCUGCAUAACGAGUGGAAAAAGUCCCUUUUUUCUCCCUCAAUCUUCUAUGUGCUUUACUGGCUGCUUCCUAUUUGCACAAAUCAAUAACAGCUGGCUGGACACUUUAAAACAGAAUAUUUAUUUUAAUUGGCUCAUCCUAGAACUGCCAAUUUAAAUGAAAAACAAAACCUUUCAAUAAAAUAAUUCAGUCACUGAUUAAUAAUGCAGGUAGGAGGACUGAAAUAAACAGACUGAGACUGGUACUGGUCUGCAUAAUGGGUAGAAGGGAACUGAUUUGGCUUGGCAACGUUUAUCUUAUCUACCUUUUUAAUGAAAGCUGUAUAGACUGCCAGAAUGCCAAAGCAAAUAUACCUUCUUGUGCUGAUUGGUACUGAUUGGAGUAUUUAGUUUUUUCUCCUGUUAAGAGACUAGAAAAUUUCAGGGACCUUUUUUCUCUGAGUAUAUAGUUUAUUGUUAGAUUCUGGAAUUGAUGCCAAGUGUCUGAUUGAAAAUCGCUUAACCUCUCCUUUAACUCUGCUUUACUUGUUGCAUAAGCUAUUCAUUUAAUUGUUUCUUUGCUGCUUCUUUCUGCUCUUGCCGAGAGGCGCUACAAUAAAAGGUCCAUUCCAUCUCUGGACUAGCAUCUAUUUAAUUUUCAUUUCUUGCUUCUGCUGAAGUGAAAGAGCUUUUAAUUUAAAGUAACUAUUAUAUUUAAAAUGAGUGCAGGAUAUUGUUUCCUUUCCAUUUCACUGAUAUUCUAGGCAAUAUGUUUGACACAGGACAGUUGGCAUUAAAGUCUGUCCCAAGGUUUAGAAGAAACCAUCUAACUUGAGUGCCAGUAUUUGUGCCCCACACUACCUAUGCCGAUAAUGUCUCUCCUUUUUUUCUUUUAGGACUCCACUCCAGUUAAACAAUGUUAAUGUAACACCAUUGUCUCUAGUACCUCGUGUUACUUUUUUACUGCCUGCCUAGGUUCUGUGAAAUGUUCUGAAUAGGUACAUGUGGAAAUGUUUUGUUGUAUAUCAAUGUUACUUGAAAUUGUGAUCUCUCGUCAAUGGCAUGUACCCUUUUGAAUGCUUUAGCCUAGCAGGGGGGUGGGGAAGCUGCUUUCCCCCUUUUGUUUCCUGAAGUAAAAUUCUUGCAUUUUUAAAUGCUAAAGAGUUUUAAGUUGCUUCUGUGAGCAUUAGGUUUAUUGUUUUGAUAUGUAACUUGGUAGAAUGAACUGCCCACUUUAGCCUGUGCUGACCGAAGGACUUUUUUGUUGUUUUUUUCUUUGAAGGGGGGGGCAUGCAUGGUGGGAUAUCUGCCUCAGAUGCUCUGAUUGUAAUGUAAUUGAUUUUGGUGUUUUUGUCCAGAUUUAUUCAGUAAAUAAAUUGUGACCUGCACAUUGAAAA
This is a messenger RNA of Trichomycterus rosablanca, 3287 nucleotides long. It is a transcript of the gene trib2, whose product is annotated as tribbles pseudokinase 2. Bases 134 to 1174 code for a protein of 346 amino acids. Gene Ontology annotation, molecular function: mitogen-activated protein kinase kinase binding; ATP binding; protein kinase activity. Lineage: Eukaryota; Metazoa; Chordata; Actinopteri; Siluriformes; Trichomycteridae. Gene Ontology annotation, cellular component: nucleus. Gene Ontology annotation, biological process: regulation of MAP kinase activity; protein phosphorylation; positive regulation of proteasomal ubiquitin-dependent protein catabolic process. The record is from RefSeq and is a predicted model, not a curated record. The transcript has 3 exons.